Molecule: messenger RNA, 16535 nt
Organism: Strigops habroptila (Kakapo)
Lineage: Eukaryota; Metazoa; Chordata; Aves; Psittaciformes; Psittacidae
Gene: FAM135B
Product: family with sequence similarity 135 member B
Exons: 20
Coding region: 233-4504 (1423 amino acids)
Source: RefSeq, a predicted model, not a curated record
CUCCUCCUCCUCAGCAUCAUCAGGAGCAGCAGCAGCAGCCCUGGCAGGAGCCAGACCCCGGCAGCCGAGGCUGCAGCCAGCUGCCUGUCGUCCCCUACCUGCACCGUCACCCAGCCACAGCACUGCCACCGGCCCCGCUGCUCCACACAGCAGGAAUAAUAGGGGAGCGGGAGCAGAGGGAGAUACACUGCAGAGGGAUCCCAGACAACCCAGGUGAUGACCUGAAAAAAUCAUGUCUGAGGUCCAGGGAACGGUCGAGUUUUCUGUGGAGCUACACAAAUUCCAUAAUGUGGACCUCUUCCAGAGAGGGUAUUACCAGAUAAGAGCUGGACUGAAGAUCCCACCCAGGCUUCCCCACAGGCUGUUUGCUACGAUUGCAGGACAGACAGGUGAUUCCAGCCUUUGUUCAGCCUGCGUUCAUGAAAACAGCGUUUACAGCAGAAUAUUUCAGAUUUUGUACAGAAAUGAAGAGAUCGUUCUUAAUGAAUCGAUGAACUUCAGAGUGCACCUGCUUCUGGAUGGCGAAAGGGUGGAAGAUGCAUUAAGUGAGGCAGAUUUUCAGCUCAAGUUGGACCUGCGUUUUACUGAUAGUGAACAACAGCUGAGAGAUGUUCCAGCGAUCCCCAUGAUCAGCAGCCGUACACUGUGUCUCCACUUCCACCCCCGGAGAGGUCUGCACCACCAUGUUCCUGUCAUGUUUGACUAUUUCCACCUGUCAGUGAUAUCCGUCACGGUGCAUGCAUCACUGGUAGCAUUACACCAGCCUCUGAUCAGUUUUGCUCGCCCAGGGAAGGGCUCGUGGCUUGGUAAAGGCAACCUGGAGGCAGGACCAGACCAGUCCAGUAUGUCAUUAGAAAAUCUAGUGUUUGGAGCUGGCUACUGCAAACCCACUUCUUCAGAGGGUAGCUUUUAUGUCCCAUCUGAAAACUGUAUGCAGCAUGCAUACAAAUGGCAUAAGGACCUCUGUCUUCUGCUCUUGAAUGCUCAAAGAGGACUUCAUAUGUAUUACACCCUCAUAAUGAAGGAGAUUCCUGAUUUACCGCAACUGAAGUUGGAGGAGUUAUCUGUGGAAGAGACGUUAUCUCAGCUUUGUACAGAGCUGCAGCUGCUGAGCAAUCCAGAGAAGAUAGCAGAACAGAUAAGCAAGGACCUCGCCUGGCUUUGCUCCCACCUCCUGGCCCUGUGGACCCAGUUCCUGGAGGUGGCAACGCUUCACCCAGAAGUCACAGCUUAUUUGACUCAGGAACAUCACAUGCUAAGGGUGAGGAGAUUCUCAGAAGCCUUCUUCUACACUGAGCACCAGAAACUUGCUGUACUCACAUUUCAGGAAGGCCUGAUCCAAAGUCAUGGUCAGAUUUCUACAGAAAUCCGUAAUUCAGAGUACUUCACCAGCAUGCCCCCGCUUCCAGCAGAAUGCCUAGACAUAGAUGGGGACUGGAACACGCUGCCAGUUAUCUUUGAAGAUAGGUACAUGGAUAUGCCUUGCAAAGAUCAGAAUUUGGAAGUUUUCCCAGAUUUUGAGGUCCCUGCAAACGCUCAAAUAAAUAUAACAGAUGACAAUGAGGAUUUUGCAUCAAAUGAUGCUGCUGCAGUAAUGAAAGGAGACUUUGGGAAAGGUCCUCUGCUAAUACACACAGAUAGGAUAAAUGGGAAUCCCUCAUGCAUAUACAGUGGUACUGAAGGUGCUGCAUAUUUAACUAAGAGUUUAAACCAGCACUCCACAUCUCAGGUAUGUACAGUGAACAAAGAAGGCCAAAGGAAACCUGAAAAUAUUUUUGCUUCGAGUCAGGCAACCAUUUCUGACUCAGAGCCAGGCAAUACAGAAUGCGCAGCAGAUGACUUUAAAUCACCCGAGGAAGCUUUAUUAAAAGACAAUAGGCUUGCAGCGGAUGUUACCUAUGGAGAUACAAACCCUAGCAAUAAGGAUUCCCACAAAAGUGAGCCUGUGUUAAUUGUUAGCGCUCAGAAUGAGUGCGGAGCAUGUGGAACUGAUGGCUUGGAAGACAGGACUGAAAUACAUAAAGCAGAUGAAUCUAGUCAUCCUGAGAAUAACUUCGCUUCGUCUGAGCUUGCACUGAAUGAAUUAACCAGCCUGGAAAAAACGGGAGAUCCAGACCCCAAGGCUUUGCUCCCUGUUUUGAAAGCUUUGCCCACACACAGCUUUGAAGUGAAAUUGUUCACAAAGGAGCAACGAGGUGAGGAGUGCGAAGAAUUCACCCUGAUGUCAGGGGUCAUAAAAAGGUCCUCCUCGAUAAUAUCUGAUUCAGGCAUUGAAAGUGAACCAAGUUCAGUGGCAUGGUCUGAUGCUCGUAGCCGGGCACUGGAGCUGCCCAGUGAUCGAGAGAUCCUGCACCACUUGGUACGGAGGCAUGUCAUCCACCGAAACUCCCUGGAGGGUGGUCACACGGAAAGCAAUACUAGCUUGCCCAGUGGGAUCCAAGCAUCACUUACAUCCAUCAGCUCUUUGCCCUUUGAGGAAGAGGAGAGGGAAGUGGAGCUUACCAAACUGACAAAAUCUGUCUCAGCUCCUCAGAUCAGUAGUCCAGAAGAGCCUGCGGAGGAGGUAGAUAUCUCCAAACACGGUGAAGCAACCUCAGGAGAUUCAGGAGGAAACUUAAAAAGUUGCAUAGAAAAAGAGAUUGGAGAUGGAAAAUUAAUGGUGGACUUUUCUGAGUGUCAAAUCACCACUGGAAGUGAACAACUAGAACCAAGAGGUUCCCAAAAACCCUCUAUCAAACAUAGUAGCAGUAACACUGAGUUACAAGGGGAGGAGGAGAAGGACAGUUUUCCAGAGACUCUCUGCAGUUUGGAAAAUGUAGAACCACCUAUUUGUCCAAAGCAGCUCCAAGAUAACAUCUUUGAGUGCCAGCCGCUGGAGAGCAAUGGUGAGUGCAGCUUAAAAACACCAAGGGCUUGUAAUUACUUGGACAAAAAUAUAGGUAAGUUUGAUACAUGCACUGAGGAUCCAAAGGAUAAACUUAAGCCAAACAGUUUAAAAAUACAACAAGACAUUUACUCCAGUAGCGGAAUUUCAGGAGAGGAGAGUCUUUCAGAAAGCAUAAAGCUGGUACCAGACUUUUGCUACCGCGUUCCAGCUCCUUCAGAGACCUCAACUGAAUUUGGCUCAAUGCAAGGAGAGUGUGGUAGCUCUCUAGCUGAUGAGAGCUCAGCGGUGUAUGCAGAAAUGCAGGGGUUACAAGAAAUUGAGCUCAACGACUCACCUGCUUCAGCAAACCCUGCAGCAGGAUCCUACCAGGCUGAGUAUCCUCAGGAACCCAACAGCCAAGAGCAUAAACUUGUUGCUAAUGGCACCGGGUUUCAUCCGGUGACAACGGAAGGAGUAGCUCUGGAAAGUAGGAAGGCUGUUGAUGUGGUUAACCUGUCCGUCUCUUGCACAGCCACAUGUCUUCCCUUUUCUUCUGUGCUCAAAGAGACCCCUGCUAUGGUCGGCUUCUCUGCAAAGCAGGCUGCGUUCCCCAUCACACGACAGCCUCUGGGCUCUUUUGGAGUUGUCUCUUCGAAUUCAGAUGAGAUGGAUGAAGAGACGAAUGAAAGGAUGCUGAAUUUUUAUCAGGCCAAAAAAAAAUUUAAAAAAGAGAUGAAGAUUGAAGGAUUUCUGUACAGUGACGUAUCUGUACUAGCUUCUGAUAUCCCGUAUUUUCCACCAGAGGAAGAGGAAGAAAAUUUGGAAGAUGGAAUUCAUCUGGUUGUCUGUGUCCAUGGAUUGGAUGGUAACAGUGCAGAUCUGCGGCUGGUAAAAACUUUUAUAGAACUGGGACUCCCUGGUGGAAAACUGGACUUCCUAAUGUCAGAAAGAAAUCAGACUGAUACUUUUGCUGAUUUUGAUACAAUGACUGACCGAUUAUUGGAUGAAAUUAUUCAGCAUAUCCAGUUGUACAACCUCUCCAUAUCCCGAAUAAGUUUUAUUGGACAUUCCCUUGGUAACGUCAUCAUUCGAUCUGUACUAACUCGCCCCAGGUUUCGCUAUUACCUCAACAAGUUACACACCUUCCUGUCCCUCUCCGGGCCUCAUCUGGGAACCCUUUACAACAACAGUACUUUGGUUAGUACAGGUCUUUGGCUCAUGCAGAAAUUGAAAAAGUCAGGGUCACUUUUGCAACUGACCUUCAGGGACAAUGCGGAUCUGCGCAAGUGUUUCCUCUAUCAGCUCAGCCAAAAAACAGGUCUUCAGUACUUUAAAAAUGUUGUGCUAGUGGCCUCACCCCAAGACAGAUAUGUACCCUUUCAUUCAGCAAGAAUAGAAAUGUGCAAAAAUGCACUCAAGGACAGACACACAGGUCCUGUUUAUGCAGAAAUGAUUAACAACCUGCUCCAGCCUUUGAUUGGUGCGAAGGACUGCACUUUGAUCAGACACAACGUGUUCCAUGCUCUGCCAAAUACCGCCAACACGUUGAUAGGUCGGGCUGCCCACAUUGCCGUACUGGACUCUGAACUUUUCCUAGAGAAGUUUUUCCUUGUGGCAGGACUCAACUACUUCAAAUAGUGCCUGAAGUACUGGGUAACAGAGGCAAACCUUUUCAUUGAGUGGAGGAGAAUCCCUUAGCCAACAGUGCAGUGUUAGAAAUGAGAUCAGGUGGGACUUUCAAACUUUCCAUUUCCAUUUCUGUUUCAGAGAAUAAAGUGCUAUGGCUUUAAGGCAUUCAAGCUUCCAAAUAUUGGUGCUUUUGGAAGAAAUAAAUAUUCAUUUUCAGUUUCUAUGUUUUUUGUUCACAUAAAGACAUGAGCUACUUCUGAAGUACAGGAUCAGAAUAAGAAGGCUAAUUCUCUAAACCUGAUUGGACCAAUGUGUUUCCCAUUUCUUCUGAAUAUUAACCCAGGAACUUGGCUGUCUUUGAUUUAAUGCUUAUUUAUAUGUUAACAAAGCUCUACACUUGUAGCACUUUUGGGGUGAUUAGCAGAAGAGGAAAUAAGCAUAUAUGAACUCAGGUUAAAACCUCCUUUAUGAUGAACUGAGAAGUCUGAAAAGCAUUUAUGAAAGUUACGACGUUUCCAUUUGUUGAAAGAAAAUAUUUGGAUGACUCCAUUUCUGGUAAUAAUUUAAAAGAUGCGUAGAUUCAAAUAAUGCAAAGAAGUGAGAUUUUUAACACAGAACGAAGAAAUCUUGAUAUCUGGCAUUUAAAAUCUCCCAACUUUAAGUUGGGAAGAAUUUUGUUCAAGUUAGAAGCUGCCAAACCAAGAGGAGUUUAUGAAUUACAUGUAAAAUGUCAGUGGCAUCUGUUAACAUUUCUUCCGUUUACAUUUGUAGAGGAUCAUUAUUGUGCUCAUUAUAACCAUAGAGGUACAAUUUUUACUUUUCCAUUUGUAUGUAAGUACAUUUACCCCAAGAAAUUUUUAUUUUUUUAAGAUUUAUUAGUCUGAUAUGAAAUUCAAAAUCUAGCCAGUAAUACCUUUAACAUAAACAAUCAGAGGAAUAUAGGGUGUAGAAAUAAAGUGGUAAGGAUUGUGGAAAGGUUAAAAAAUAUAAGGAUCUCGUCUUAGGCUCCUCUGCAAUACUCUGUUAAUGUUUUACUAAUGCUCAUUUGCAGUUCUAUGUACAGUCCUGAUUAUUAUAUGGUUACAGCUGGUUGAAACAUUUAAAACCUUAUUCAUACAAAGAUAUCCAAAUUGUUUUUAAGGGCUUGGAACAGAACCCGUUUUUCAUAUUUUUAUUUUCUUUUCAAUUUUUCAUUAAAUUUUUUAUUAAAAUUUUAUCAAAGUGGGAAAUUUCAAUAACUUUCUAUACAUUUUCAUAACAUUUUGAUAAAAUUUCAACGUUACAGCAGGGUUUUUUUCAAAAAAAGGAAGAGCGAAUAAUUCUUCACAAUUGUUACUGUUUGGAAGGAAAGCAAUUUUUUGAUGCAACUAUAAUUUGUGUAAAAACACAAGCUAACAGCCCUCUAUAUCUUGUGACAAGAACUAUUAAAAAAUGACAAGGGUCGGUGUCAAGGCUCUUAUCAGUAAAUUAAGAUGAAGAUAGUGGAGAUUUCUGAAAUAAGAGAUUUAAAAAGUGGAAAGAAAACCUCACAACCACGGGGAAGUAUUUGUAUAUGCAAAAAGUAAACCCUUUUUUUUCCUUUUUCAAAAGAAGAAAAGUGGCAAAUAUACAUAGAAUUAGUUCAAGAAGAGAGUUGCUAGCAGACUGGUAAAGCUUGCUAAAGAACAAGGCUGGUUUGAUAAUAUAGACAUGUUUUUAAUAUAGGAAAGAACAAGAAGGAAUAUACAAAAGGGUGAGAUUUAGAUCACCUGAAAAUAGGAAGGUAUAUCGCACCUAAAAAUCCUCUGCCUCUUUGAGGGGCAAAAAUUAUAUAGAAACAGUUACCUGGUGUAUUUAAAUAUUGACAACUUUUUAAAACAUUAGAUAUUACCUCAGUACUUCAAUUAAAUAGGUAAAUAGUAUUUUAUCUUUUUUUCCCUUUUAUAGAUUGACAGCUUAAAGCUAAAUGUCAGAUUUACCCAGUUAACAAAUUAACCUGUCAAGAAUCAAGAACUUCUGAUUCCCGCUUCUCACUUGGGAAGUCUUUAUCACUUUUCUGCCUCAACAUAUUAGUGCUUAUGUAUCACUUAUAUAUCACAACUUACUUCUUCCUUGGUAAAUUGUUUACAGAAUUUUAAAUAUAAUGGGACAUGUCAGUUAAGCUGUUAUACAGUGCAAUGUUUUUGAGUCACAGACAUUGAUUUCUAAGGAGUAUGUGAAAAACAAGAAAGAAAAUCAAUCUCCAACCAUCAGCAAGCUUCAGUGUGCAGUAUGAGGGCCUGCUCCUCUUUCAAAAAGUAUUCAGGAGUCUACCAAUAGAAAAAUUGACAAAAUUUAAGAGAAAAGUUAGUUUACACCUAGACAGAUGCCUAAUGUAUGUGCAUGUAUACGUGUAUAUGGUCUGUAAAAAGUGUCUUACUUCAAGGUCUCACUCCAACUUUUUCAAUCCUGAGUACACUGAGUCUGAAAACAUAUCAGUGUAGCUGAUCAGAUUUGUGGUUUCUUGCCUUGCUUUGUACAUUAGACAGCAUUCCCAGCCUUCAGUUUGCAUGAUUGUGAGAGAAGAGAAAUGUGAAAAGGUCUGUUUUAUGUUGCUGAAGAAGUUGGUGGGCCUUUUGGUAUGUUCACUUUCACAUUCUGUACUGCCACCAGCACUCUGAGCAAUGGACAAAUACACCUAAAGGUUUCCAUUUUCCUAUACAUAGAAUAUUCUUCCAUGGCUCACAGUCUGAGUUCAGAACUGGAGUUGGAUUGUACAUGGAGUUGGAUUAGGUCCAUACAACUUGCUCCUUGUGGGGUAUGGCAGAGCUUCUAUGGAGCCUCAGAAAUAUCUGGGAGGUGUCACUCCUGUGAAAUGAUGAGACACACAUUUUAUCUUCCUUAUGCUGGCAGAACAUUGUGGGAAUUAUUGGCAGUAACAGCCUAGCUGAGCAUUCAUUCUAAGGUUCUCAGAAUAGCUUCUCCCUCUUUUUCUUCUCUGAUUCUUUUUAAUGGUAUGUUGCCUUGAUAAUGACUCUCAAUACUGUAAUUCCACUCUAAUUGUGUAGAUUAUGUUGCAAAGAAAUCUUCAUUACAAUAUAAAUAACAUCUAAGUGGUUGGAUUUCAUUGAAUUGUAGCAAUCAACAUGGACUUAUUUUCAGACUUUUUUAUUUAUAUAUAGAAAAAUAUUUGUUAAGAAUUACUUUCAUAACAAAUAGCAAAAUAACUGCAUAGUUACCAUCUUUGUUUCUGUCUUGAACUGUGGGAUUUUAAUGUAUUGACCCUUCACAUAAAACCUUUUAAAACACAUUUAAGUACUCUAGCAGUAUUGCUACAAGGAUUUCCAUUCAAAUUGCACAAGUUCCUCUUGGCAUGGUAUAUCUAUGGAAGCACAUUCACAGAAAAUAAGACAGUUUUUCAAGAACUUGGACAAAGGAGGGAUUUUCAAGGGGGUAGUUUUAAGUCUCCGGAUAAUAUUUGCAUGCUGACCUAAAUAAAACCUAGAGAAGCCUCUGGAAAAGUUUCUACUUUGAGGGUAGGUCUAAGGUCAUCACCUAAUUUGUCCUUAAAAAUUAGUUGCAAAAGGAAUCUGUUCUACUAAAAUAAAAGUCUUAAUUUCUCUGUGUAGUUAGUGAAAAGAGGUAGCUACUACUGAAAGUGUGCAGGAGUGAUCCCAUUUUCUGCUUUGGUGUUUACUUACCUCUCUUCCCUGACCAGAGAACUUAUUUGAAAUCUCACUUUUUAGGUGUCUAAGAUGUAGACAAAUAGCAAAGGCCCAGCAUCCAUGGACUGGAUGACAUCCGUAAUUAUUAGCUCUCCUUUUUUUCAUACUUACGUGCAAGUUUUGACUGUACACCUUGAUCAAAAGCAAACACUGAAAAGACUAAUCUGGAUCCUUUAAAAUUUGGCAGAAAAUGUGUUUUUUCCCAGCCUCCAGUCUAUGCCCAUUUUGUCUUCAAUGAAACUGUUCAUUUGUUUUCAAAAUCAGGUCUGUCCACUGUCAAUAGAGGAAAUUGAAAACGCUCAGCUUUAAAGGGAUGUAUUCUAAAGGCUUGAAACCUUAGCACAGAGCUUUGGAAAUUAUUAACAAGAGUACUGAACACUAUUUCACUUCAAAGCACUUCAUAAAUAUCCACUGAAUGAUCCUCUUCACUGUUCCCUUGCCAGAGAAGAACUGUGCUUCAGAAAGUUAUCACAAGAAGAGGUAGAAACUAGGAAUUCAAGCCAAAGCUUUCAUUAGAAUUUGUACAUUCCUCUGGUGCUUUCUGCAUGUUAAAAAAACCUCUCUUCUUUUCUACCUCUGAAUUUGUAAUAGCUAAGUGGUGGUGUAGGAGAAAGGUGAGAACUUCUAAUAAAAAGGUCAGACCCUUGUGAAGGUUUAUGCAAGUAUCCCAUGAAAUUUAAUAUAUAAUGAAUAGUCAUGGGGCACUUCCUCAUCAGUCUCAGCAUGCCAAUAUGUGUCAGGCUAGUUGAAUGAUUAUUUUCUUUGUGGACUUAAAUUUCCAUUUAAAAAUGAACAUCAGAAGAGCUUAACAUAUUUCGCUCCGGCUGGUCAUUUAGAUGCUAAAGGUCAUGUCCAUGGAGAACUCUUACAGACUGUUUUGCUUUAUUUCAAUACAUACAAUCAGCAGUUUUGAUGUUGAAUGUUGUUAAGUAAUUGACCAUUUGUAGCUCAAACUUUGAUAUUUAUUGAUCUCCUCCCCCAGAUUUGCAGUGUGUAUAUAAUUAUUGAAUUGUUUUCACAUAUAAGUCAGUAUAAAUCCAGGUGUGCUGGAGACAGAGUUCAGCUAUUCAAUGCAGUUGCUUCAUGGCAAGCUAUAGUACCAAGGUCUCAGGAGACUCAUGAAAUACAGCACAACUGUGUGCACAGGUAAUCACUGAAGUAAAAAAAUAGCUCACUUUUCUCUGGUUUGGUUUUGCCUUUAGGAUCAAAUGUGACCGCAGUUAGAUUAUGCCUCUUGCUCUCUUUGCUCAUGGUUCCCCUAAUUUGCUGUACUUUGAGUAGCUUAAAUUGCCUUAAGCUACUGUUCUGUUUUGUCUAAACAUUCCCAAAUUUGCAUGGCCUCCUUUCCAUAACCUGACUACACCUACUGCUUUCCUUUUGUCUGUCUUCUAUGAGUUCCUAUCCUUCCUAUUUCUAUCCCUAUCUUGUCCUUGACAUCAUGCAAAGCUACAAAAAUUUCUAACUAUCCAAACAAGGCAGUUACUUUCCUCCAUCUUCUGACGUACUGUCAGUGGUUUUAAAUUUUGUACUGAUUUUGACUAGGAUGCAUUUAAAUUUCAUCAUAGUAGCUUGUAUGGGGCUACAUUUUUUGAUUUAUGAUGAGAACAGUGUUGAUAACACAGGGAUGGGUUCUUUUAUUGCUGAGCAGUGAUUACACAGCAGCAAGAUAUUUUCUGGUCCUCACACCAUCCCACCAGCAAGCAGGCAGGGGGUGCACAAGGAGUUGAGAGGGGACACAGCCAGGACAGCUGACCCCAACUGACCCAAGGAGUAUUCCAUACCGCAUGGUGUCAUGCUCAGCAAUAAAGCUAUGUGUGUGGGGUGGUGGUUGACUAGGGAGUUUUUUGCAUCCUUGGUUUUUGGUGGGUUUUUUUGUUUGUUUCAUUUUCUCUCUUUAUUGUUUUUUGCCUUCUAUUUUUUUACUUAUUAAACUGUUUUUAUUCCAACUCAUGAGAGUUUUUACACUUAUUCGUUUCCUAUUCUCUCCCCUAUCCCAUUGAUAGCGGGUGUGAGCGAACAGCUGUGUUUUGCUUAGCUGCCUAUUGGGUCUAAACCAUGACAGAUUUGUACAAAUCCAGUCCGCCAAGCUGCAUUUUAUGAGUGCAGUAUGAGGUUUUGAUUAAGUGACCCAACAGAAUUUUUCCAGAAUUGAAUCUUAUCCUUCAGGAAUCUUCAGUGCAAAGCUCAAAUACAGAUCCCCUGUUUCAUUUGGGCUUUGUGAUGAACAGAAGAUAUUUUCUUGAUUCUGGGUAGAUGUUGUAUUCAAUUCAUACUGGUUUACUCCAGACUGCUGUGCACAGUGUUUCAGCAAGCUUUCUCUGCAUCAUCAUCAUAUGCUGCCAGUUGUAACUUACUUCCUUCUGUUCGUCUGUCCAUCCUUCCCGUCCUUUCUGUCCUUUCUGUCCUUCCAUCCUUCCAUUCUUCCGUCCUUCCUUGUUGCUUGGAACAGAACUCUGGAAAAUAAAGAAAAAAGUUUUGUCAGGUGAUUGGCAUCUCUUUAAAAUGACAGAAGUGAGCGAUAUGCACUUUUAAAAAAAAAAAUAAUAAUUAUUUAUUGGUAAUUAUUUGUACUUAAAAUUGUUAUUACUAAAUAUUUGUGCUUAAAAUAUUUUAUAGGCCUGGUCUAGCUCGUUCUGAAAUAAAUAAGAAGCUCUCAAUACCUUUAAGAGUGCCACAUAUAGCCACACACAGAGCUUCUUGCCACAGUGAAUAUUCAGUUGAUAGAGUUUGCUCCAGAGGCUGUGAAGUUAGUGCAGAUGUGCAUUCACAAAUAUAUUCAGCACUGCUGUUCUAUUUAUCCAGGAGUGGUAUAUCGUGUUCAUACAUUCAUUCCAGGCAAUUUUCUCAGCUCUUUUUAUGAUAACUGUUAUCCAUCUAUCCAAACAUGUUAGAGGUGACAGAAGGAACAACUGGAAGUGUCCAGUCUAAUUCCUGUUCAAAGCAGGAUUAUCACAAGCAUCAUGUUAAGGUCAGUCAUGUCUUUGUCUUGCUGAGUCUUGAAAUCAUCUAGUGAUGGACAUACUACAACUGCUUUGGAUUACUUUUUCAACUGCUGUAAAGUUUUCUAAAGAAAAAAACUCCAAUUUGAACCUUCCAAGCUGCAAGUUCUUGCUGUUAAAUUUUAUUAUAUCGCCUUUUUAUUCCAUGGGAAAAAUGUUGUUUCUGAUGUACCUGUAACACCCUUUUCAAUACCUGCAGACAGCUUUUAGUCACUCGGUCUCUUCUUUGUCAGACUAAACAAGCCUAACUCUCAGGCUUUCCUCAGAAGCCAUGUGCUUGGGCCCCUCACCAUCUUGGUAGCCCUUUGCUGGGCCCUUUCUGGUUUCUCAACCUUGAACUGGAUUUGUGAGCCUCCAGGUACUGGCAAAAUUCUUUGCAUGAUAGCUCUGGUGCAGACAGGUGCCUUUUUCCUGUGCUGGAGGGACUCAUUGGUUGGUUGCUCUCAUUACAUCCUCUUCCUAAUUCAGGUUCUAAUCUGAAGAGCUGGAGCUGUUCUCCCAUUGCCACAAUUUGCAAGCUUCCAGUUUAUAUCCCGCUAUGAGCUCAUCUUUACUUCUUGCUCCUGUUUUGUCUUGGUUAAGGUAACAGCACUAGCAAGGGCAAAGAGUUGUAACCCAUGGCGUAUCAACACCAUUUUUUAGCCUCUUUUUCAACACACAAUACAUCUGGUCCCCGUUGCACAUUUGGCAUGCUCAUUGCCAUGCUAAUUGUUUCCCUCCUGGUUUUGCACAUCUUUUUGAGGUGUUCUCAGUCACUGUUAAGCUUUAUGCACAGAUAGUGAGGAAGCCUGGUGUGAGAUUACUCCAGCCUUGCUUGACAGACAGGGAAGAGCACUUACCUUGUGAUCAUCAGAUCCACGGCAUGCUGCUUCCUGACGGCCUCUGAUCUGAAAGAGCUGCUGCUGCUGUUUCUUCUCUAUUUUAAUGAGACUAUAUAAUAUAUAUGCACUUCCCUAAGAGAAAUCCAUGCACUGAAUAGAAAUGCUUAUGAAAACAGCUUAAUCAGUGUAGGCCUGCUUUAAAUGCAGAGGAGUCAGGCCUUCCCGGCAUAGCAUAAAAGCAUAAAGAAUAAAUAUGUAUAAACUCUUCUCAUGCAAAAGGUCAGACUAAAUAAACUUCUGUUACAACCUUGAAACCUGACUUCUCUGCUUUCGAAAAUUCAGCUUUUUACUUUUACCCAAAGUCCUGCAAGAUCAUAUUAUCUAUAUAGCAAAAAAAACAGAUUUAUCUGAAGAUGAUUUACACACAUACACAGAUGUGCCAGAAGUCCAUUGGCUACCUGCACCAACCUGCACAUCUGAAAGUAGCUUCUGCAUCUGAAAAUACGAAACAGUGAACAGGACUACUCUUACUGCAGUCCAGCAUGCCUUUCUGUCUUUGCAAACUAUCAAUCAGCUGCAAACACAGCUUAUCCAAAGGAACAAAAAACCUCCUCCACGUAAGUCCAGUCACAAACAGCUCUUUUUAGGAGUGGGUGAUAAAAGUACUGCAACAGCCUCACUUUAUACUUCCCAUAAAUGGGUUUAUGAUAAUAACAGUUUCUGGUGCUGAAAGGCCCAAUAUUUCAAUUUUCAUAGCAGUUUCGAGCAACUAAUUAAAGAAGUUUUUCAUUCCUUCCUGAAAGCAUAAGUGUUAGUAGAAAUCUAUCUGUCUCAAUCCAGGAGAAAUGCUCACUCUUUGCUAUUUUUAUACGGAUAAGACUACCUGCAUCAUUCCCAACUGUGGAAAGAUGUCAGGGCAUUUCUAACAUGAUAUCGUACAUGCAGCUAUAUGAACGGGAAAAGUUAAAGAAGAGAUUGUGGGAACCUUUUUGAUCUAAGGUGUGUUACCACUUUCAGUAAAAAUUAUAAUAGAAGAUGUAGUUCUUGUAUGCCAUAUAUACCAUAUGUGCGGUAUACCUUACAUACAUGUGUACACAGAAAAUGUCUUUUCUCUUAUGUAAUGUAUGUUGUGUUCCCAUAUGUAUUGAAUGGAUGUUCCAUAUGCAGUGGAUAUAUGCCAUACCAUAUUUGGAAGCUAGUGCUUAUUGCUGACUCUAAUAGAUUUCUAGUUUUAGGGGAAGUUUACUUUGGUUAUCCUCCAGAUCUCCUGUGAAGGAACCAGUUUUCUGGCUUCAUCCUCCUCAUUAGAGGAGACAAAUUGCUUUGUACAGUGAUUUGCCAACCUUUUGGCACACCAUUAGUUGACCUUAUCUAAGCAGUCUUGAAUUUGAUGUAUGUUAUCUACCACCUCCAUGGUUUCCAUGGUCAAUGCAAAACAUCAAACCAAGCUGCCCUAUAUCCUGAGACAGGAAGCUUGCCACCAUUUUUUAAUUUUCCUUGACAUCUUCUUCAACCAAGCUUUCUUUUUUAAGCUGUAGACCAAUGAUUUAUUAGGUUUUCCACUCUUCUCACUAAUUUGAGUCUUAUAUAUGUUUGACUAUGCAUCCAGCUUGGGAAAUUAGCUAUUUCCUUUUUUGCCAUUAAAUCUUCUUAUGAAGUAAGAAGUGUUUUGUCCCAUGCCUUUUAGAGUCUUCAGGUGAGUAAGAGUCCAGAUAUAGCUCUGAUAGACUAAGGAUGGGAGAAACCAAAGAUGCAGGGUAAACCCUCCUUCUGUCUAUGAUGUGACAGGAAUAUACCCUCACGAAGACGGCAGUAAUGACGGAGAAAGCAAAAAGAACAUUUUCCCAAACCUUAUUCACUUCAGGAAAAGAAGUAAUUCCAGAAUCAUAGAAUAAUUAGGGUUGGAAAGGACCUUAAGAUCAUCUAGUUCUAACCCCUCUGCCAUGGGCAGGGACACCACGCACUAAACCAUGUCACCGAAAUUAUUAUUGUAUGUUUGGGAAAAGUAUUCUUUCAAAAUCAAAACACAGAUCAGUAUAUUCCAAAACAAAAAGUUCAGAAAUAAAUAGAAUUUUAUGCCUAUGUCUUUUUACUUAAAUUUGUUUCUUAUACUACGAUUUCUUAAAUGCUCAAGAGUUUAGCGCAGGACUGGACUUCUUGGAAUUGAAAAAUGAAUCCCUUUUAUUUUUUUUUUUAUUUUUGAGGGCUUUUUUUUUAACCACAGUCUUAGACUAAGGCCUCAAUCAUCUUCAUAAAUCCCUUAAUAUAUACUCAAUUUCUUUAAAGAAAAUAAAUUAUCUGACCUUAAGUCUUCAUCUUUCCACUUAUGCUUAAGCAAAAAGUGACAGCCAUAACUGGAAGACUUGCCCAUUGUGGGACCUUCUUCCUUGUUUAGAGGAAGCUUAUGGUAACGAGUCUAAUUUAAGUAAGAAAAUAGGUGAAUCCUGCCUUCCCUCUUUUCCCUCUGUUCCAUGAGAAUUCUGGUUUCUAUUCCAAACAAAAUACAUCUGUGAGUCAGGUCUUGACUUAUGUCUUAUCAUUCCCUGUGUGCAACAUGCAAACACAGUUACUCUGGUUUUGAUGCUGGAACAGUUAUCUUGGGUUAAGAGUCCUGGAAACCUUGAAGAAUUUAAAGUGUAUUAAAAUUGUAAUCCUGAAAAUCAGGCUCUAACUUUUUGAUAGUUAAAGUUAGCAAUGUCAUCAGGAAUAACUUCUCAGUUGUACAUUAUCUAUUCAAAUAUAACACCUUACAGUGCCAGAUCAAUUCUCAGCUCAGUGGUAGCACCUAAAAUUAGACCUUCACUGUUCUUCAACUGACAUGUGGAAUAGAAUUCAGUGGACAGGAGCAUACUUAUCUUAUGCUUUAAAGAGUUAUGUUUUACUUAUUUUAUGAAAUUAUAAGAAAAUACCUCUUGGAAUUAAACCCUACUAUUUCCUGUAAGUAACUAGCUCUGAAAGUUUUCUUUAUGCACACUUCAACAGUUUUUUGUUAAAAAGGGAAAGGCUAGAAAAUUUGUAAAAAGAAAUAAGAUGUAUUUUUCAGAUAAACAACUGACAAAUACUAUUGGGCUUAGUUUUAAGUGAUCAAUUUAAACUCUAAGGAGAUUAUUUUUUUUCCUAGAAAACAUGUUAAAAAAACAAGAGGCUGACCCCUGGACUUACUAACCAUUUAUACUUAUGCAUAGUAAGUGUAAAAUACUAGCAUUGGUGUACACGCCCACAUUUGCGCACAGAGGCUGCAAAGCAAUGCAUCGGAGAUGUAUUGUUCUUCAAGUACUUACUUCCUUCAAGGCUGAUUGUUCAGGGCAAGCAAUAUGCAUGAUAUAACCGGUGCAUGUAACAGUAAGUACAACCUAUGGCAAAUUUGGAUUUAAAGACAGUAACUUGAUGCUGAGGCUGAACUUUGCAGAUGAGUAGUCGGCGGCAUUUUUAAUUAUAACCAUGUCUGUGGUCUGAAUAUGAGUACAACUGAUUCUCUCAUGUGGCACUACAGGUUGUAUUUUUAAAUGAGACAUUAUUAUAUUUGAUUGAGGCAGUUGUGUUUCUCACAAAUUACAUUCCAUAUCAGACAGAAGAGGCAAUAAUUAGAGGCUGUAAGCCUGGAAAGUCUGCACUAUUUAUUUAUUUAUUUUUAAGACACCAGGAUUUGCAACACAUGCUCCAUCUGCCUUUCUCUAAUUUACUUCCCUUUCCAUAAUGAACAUUGUCAACUGCCAUACACUUCAAUUUUCUUUAACUAUGUCUGUCAAGAUUUCAGUGAGGCAUAUAAAAAAACCAUGAAAUGAUCUUACAAAAUAGAAACAAAAGAAGUUGAGUCAAUUCUAUGACAUUUUAGGGGAAAUGGAGGUGCAAAUCAAUUUUCUUGAAAUGUAGGUUGUGACUCAACAGCAUUCACAAGGUCUUGACUGAAGGUCUGAUCCUGACAAAUGCUGCUCAAAUGCACUCUUGAUAUAAUGGGCCAAAUCCCCAAGUGGAUUAACCUGGUAGAACAGUUUAUAUAGCCUACCAAUCUUGCUGAAUGGCAGCCAGUAGCAUUCAUGGCAUCUCACAGUCGGACCACCAGAAGAUAGCAAAUGUCCUGGGUUCUUUUUAAGGCCAAUUUUCCAGUUGGUCAAUUGUGUUUUAAAAGUAAUGUCUUUUUAGACAAAUGCAGACCUCUCCAAGGGAUCAAGUCAAUGGUUUAUUGUGGACAGAUCCUUAUAGGUUAAGGGAAAGGGCUUUUAAUUUUUAAAACUACUACUCUGAAUCAUGAUCAUACAAACAAGCUGAAGAAAUCUGACAUGGUCCCUUGUAUAAACAAGAUCAUGAAUGUAAAGCUUAUAAUGCCACUGUGAAAUUUUAAUGCUUAUUUAUUAUGGUUAUGAUGAAACCUGUAUAAUAAGAUGAAGAUAAUAAUAAUAUUAAUAAUAAUAAUGAAUAGUCAUCAGUGCCAAUAUGAUUCUACUAUUUUUCUACAUAUGCUUUAUUGUGGCAUUUUGUGUAGCUUGUGUUCUGUGUAAAGAAAUGUCAAUAAAAUCUUUGCUUCCUUUUGUCUGUA